This is a messenger RNA of Prorocentrum cordatum, 387 nucleotides long. The record is from the annotation of a GenBank genome assembly. Lineage: Eukaryota; Dinophyceae; Prorocentrales; Prorocentraceae.
AUGCGGGAGGCGAAUUUGAAGCCCAGCGUCAUCAGCUACUGCUCUGGGAUCAGCGCGUGUGGGAACGGUAAGCAGUGGCAGAAGGCACUGGCUCUGCUCAGAGAGAUGUUUGAGGCGAAGCUGGUGCCCAACGUCGUCAGUUACACCGCUUGUGUGGGCGCUUGCGAGGAGGGCAAACAGUGGCAGCGGGCUUUGGCGCUGCUCACCGAGAUGUGUGAGGUGAAGGUGGAGCCUUGCGUCAUCUGCUACAGCUCUGGGACCAGAGCGUGCGAGAAUGGCAAGCAGUGGCAGCGGGGCCUGGUGCUGCUUGGCGAGAUGGCGAGAUAUUCGCAGCGGCAGCUACAGCCCUGGUAUGAAUAUAUGUAUAAGCGUGCGUGGGAAGGGUGA